GGUUUUCUGUUGUUGUCCUGUUGCCCUCUGUCCUGGCAUCCUGCACCCCUCUGCUGUCUUUCUUUCUUUCUCUCUCCUCCUUCACUCACACUGCCUCCGGAGUGGGACUCGACUGACUCCUGUCAGAUCUGCGGCACCGGUCUUUUGGGAGCUCCAUAGAAGCCAGAAACCAUGCUGACGUUUUUGGCGCUGGCGUCGGUUGUCCUCCUGGGAAUAGUGCCUGAGCAGUCCCAGGCCAUAGUGAUUUACACCGGCUGGGAGCGCCACGCCCUGGUGGGCUCCGACAUCCGGCUGUCCUGUUCCUUCUUCUCCUGGCGCUGGACCUCGGAGGACGUCACCUUCUCCUGGACAUACAGGCCUGAUGGCUCCCGGGACAGCAUCUCUAUCUUCCACUACACUGGUGGUGUCGCCUAUGUCGACAACAAGGGGCCAUUCAGGGACCGCGUGGAGUUUGUUGGGAACCCCAGCCGCCGUGAUGGCUCCAUCCUGAUCAAGAACCUGGAGUUCAGCGACAACGGCACCUUCACCUGCGACGCCAAGAACCCCCCUGACAUAGUGGGCCGGCCCUCCAGCGUCCGCCUGCUGGUCUUCGAGAAGGUGCCCAUCCAGGCUGGUGUGAUCACAGGAGCCAUCAUCGGGGUGGUGCUGGGUCUGCUGGUGCUCAUUGUGGUCAUCUACUACUUGAUGAGGUUCCUGGUGGCGCGCCGCGUCUUCAGCCUCAGUGUCAGCAAACAUGGCAAGAAAAAGAAAGAGGGAUCACAGCAGAGACAGGGCCCCGUGCCUCCCGCCGAACCCUCCAAGGUGAAGGCGGCCGCCUCGGAAAAGAAGAAGCAGGAGUCACGCAAGGAUAAGAAAUAGGAUACGGGGAGGGGCUGGGGCGGGCUUGCCGGCCGGCUGCUCCAGCCCGUACGCCAGGUGAUGGCGAAGGCCCAGCCUUUGCAGCAGCAGCGAACCAUAGUCAGAAAGACAGAAAAGGUGGGGGGAGGUGGGGUUGAUGGCUCGGGCCGGGUACUGAUGACCAUCGAGCUGGAGCUGACCCGCAAAAAUGAGGAGGAGAGGCCCAGUGGUGAGGAAGGGAUGAGGAGGUCCAAACCACUUGACUUCCUCUCCCAGCUCGCCAACCAGCUCACCUUCAAAUAACCGACCAAUAGGGAGGCGGGGGGAGGAGCCAUCAAGGAUAAGAGAGUGGGAAGUCUACUGAGGAGAAGGCAGCAGAGUUAAACCACAAACGUACUUUACUCCCACCACAAUGCCAACCUGAGUCCCUGAGUAAAUGAGUCAAAUCGUAUCUGCUCUUGUCACAGGCUGGUGACUGUAGACGCAGCUAUACGGGCCGAUAUCUAAGAUGUCGUGAUAAUCUCUUACAUCAGCCGGCACCCUGAGUACUUUUGUCAGGUCAUAAGAUAUGCCAUUUGAAGCGAGACCCUAAGACGGCUGGGUUUGAUAACAAAAUCUAAAAAGCUGCUCCCCGGGUUUUGCCUUUCUGGUUCCUUUCAUUGUGAUCCCAUCCACCGAAAAAGCUUUCUCCAAGUGCGUCCGAUACGCAUCACGAAUCCCAAGCUGCGGGGACAAGCCAAUUUGCUUUUUCUCGGAGGCGCCGUGUCAAACUCUAACUUUCUGCCCUCACACUGAUCUCCAUUCUUUUCCUCUCCUAUCCCAUUUCUUCCUCUUUCACUGUGAAUUUCCUGACUUUCUUGUUAAUUCAAAUUACAGAAGUGAUUUAUAUGCUAACUGCUCUAUCCUGUCUCUCUUCUUCUCUCACUUCCCUUCCCUCUUUUCUUCCUUUUCUUUCUCCUAUAGAUAAAGGUCUGACUUCUCCAUGACUGCUUCCACUCCUCUAGUCUGCUCCCUCCUUUUCUGCCCAGCCUGAUGCAACCCCCAUUAUUUCCCAUUAUCUCUACUCUUUCAAGACAGCACUGGCUGUUAGAAUAGUCCUACUAUAUCAGUGGCAGCAGUGUCAAAUAAUUUUUACAAUGUCUCAUUGGAGACCCCGUAUGCACUCAUUGGGCAAACUGUAAAACUGUUUAAGGCCUAACUACGCACAUAACAUCCUUAAGAGGAACCUGAAAGACAUCCCUCUGUGUUUAGAGUCCCCUGAAUCUUCCCCUUAAUGUUUACGACUCAAUCGCACACACUGAGCGGAGCUGUGAGUGCACUCUGGACUUCAGAUAGAGAAAAAGGGAGAGAGGAAGAGAAGCGGAGGAGAAUGAUAGUGGGAGAGAAAUAUGAUUCCUGCUCCCAGCCGGCGUAGAUAGAGGUUCAAGCCCUCGAGCUCGGGGUGAUUCAAUCCUCUCACAUUUGAGCUAAUGGAGGUUGUCGCCGUGUCCCUGCCCCGGCUAAAGGGGGCUAUUUCUGGCCCUAUAAGAGCGUACGGGCUUACUGUAACAGCUGCACAUUUUUCAGCCAAC
This is a messenger RNA of Scatophagus argus, 2408 nucleotides long. It is a transcript of the gene mpz, whose product is annotated as myelin protein zero. The record is from RefSeq and is a predicted model, not a curated record. Gene Ontology annotation, cellular component: membrane. Gene Ontology annotation, biological process: myelination. Lineage: Eukaryota; Metazoa; Chordata; Actinopteri; Scatophagidae. The transcript is spliced from 6 exons. The coding region runs from base 172 to 858 and encodes 228 amino acids.